This is a messenger RNA of Hydatigera taeniaeformis, 1138 nucleotides long. The record is from the annotation of a GenBank genome assembly. NCBI's taxonomy places the organism in Eukaryota, Metazoa, Platyhelminthes, Cestoda, Cyclophyllidea, Taeniidae.
CUUUAUACGCCAACUUUCAGAUGAGGUUGGUGCUAUCGUUCUUGACUUUGGAUCUCAUACUUUGCGUGGUGGGUUUGCUGGUGAAGAUACGCCCAAAAUCGAUAUGCCAAGCUACGUCGGCUGCAUCCUUCCAAAGGACGAGUCAUCGGUGACGAAGCGCGUUAUCGGAACCAAUAUUUAUGUUCCCUACGAAAGAAUGGAGAUUGCUUCAUUUAUAAAAGAGGGAUUAAUCGAGGAUUGGGAUGUUUUCGAGGACGUUGUAUCCCACAUUAUUAACUUUUUGAUCCCAGUUGAAAAAUCGCAGCAUCCGAUCCUCCUAUCUGAACCUUCUUGGAAUCCGAAAAUAAAAAGGGAAAAGUUGACCGAAGUUUUGUUUGAAAAAUUCGAGGUUCCUGCGUUUUAUCUAGCUAAAAGUGCGGCUCUUGCAUGUUUUGCGAACGGUCGGCACACCGGACUAGUGUUGGAUUGUGGGGCUUCUUGUGCCUCAGCAGUACCCGUCUACGACGGUAGGGUCCUUCUUCAAGGAGUUGUACGUACUCCUCUGGCAGGAGACUUUAUCGCUAGGCAGUGCGCCAAACUAAUCAAAGAGGAGCUAAAAACUGACCCUAUCCCUUACUACAGAAAUCUGAUGGAAGACUUCGCGGCAACAGUGUUGCAAAUUUCCGAUGAGCGCUACGAUCAAGGGCAAAUGGAAACCAUCCCGACCAUAUCCUAUGAAUUUCCCAAUGGCUAUAACGUGGAGUUGGGUCAUGAACGCUUCCAGAUUCCUGAAGCUCUCUUCGAUCCAUCGGUGUUGCCGCAAAGCGGGGGCAGUUCUGAGUUAUCCAUGAGUCAUAUCGUCUCCAGUAGCAUUUCUCUCUGUGACAUUGACAUCAGGCCGAACUUGUACAAUAAUAUCGUGGUAGUCGGUGGGACCAGCUUGAUUGUUGGUUUCACAGAUCGGCUGCAAAGGGAUCUCGGACUGAAAACGCCGUCGUAUGCGUUUGAAAGUCAAUUUCCCAAGUUCGCUGAUGGAGAGGAGGUUCUCCAACUGGGUUGGAGGGUCGAUUUUGGGGUCGGUACCUUCCAACAAAUGUGGAUAUCGAGGCAUGAAUAUGAGGAAUUCGGAAAGUCAAUAAUAGAAAAGAAGUGUUCUUAA